AUGGGCGCGCACGCAGCCCCACUUGUGCGCCCAUGCCCACCACCACACUCAACCCCACCACUGCUUCUCACGCUUCUCAUCGUCUUCUCCGGUGCCGUUGUAUCGUUCGAUUCGCCGGACUCCGACGCCCUUUUGAAAUUCAAAAACUCCCUGGGAGAUGUCAAUGAUUUAGCCAGUUGGAAUCCUUCAACGAGUCCGUGUUCAGGAGAUUAUGCGAGUUGGAACGGUGUUAUGUGCUUUAGCGGGAAUGUAUGGGGUCUACAACUCGAAAACAUGAAUCUAACGGGUGAAAUAGAUUUGGAUUCUCUCGUUCCUUUACGCAGUUUGCGGACUCUGAGUUUCAUGAACAAUGAAUUCGACGGUCCGAUGCCUGAUUUUCGGAAACUGGGCCCGUUAAAAUCAUUGUUUUUGUCGAAUAACCAGUUCGGCGGUGAGAUUCCAGAUGAUGCAUUCAUUGGUAUGGCUUCUUUGAAGAAAGUGUACAUGGCNAUUAAUCAAAAGCUGAGUGAGAAUCAAAGAAUAGCCACAUUCUCAGACCAACUUGCCCUCCACAGGACUUUAUAUUGGAGAAGUGCAUAUAUGAUGGUUGGCUCAAUUGCUGCUGGUGGACGUUAUGACAACCUUAUAGGAAUGUUUUGUACAAAGCAGGUUCCUGCAAUUGGUGUCAGCUUAGGAAUAGAAAGAGUUUUUACAAUAAUGGAGCAGCUUCAAAAAGAUCAGAACGAGGCAAUCCGAGCUACUGAAACUCAAGUCCUAGUCAGCAUUUUGGGGGAUGAUCUAACUCUUGGAGCAGAACUAGCAAGCGAAUUGUGGGAUGCCAAACUGAAAGCAGAGUACAUCGUUAAUAAAAGAAUGAAGAAGCACAUUGAUCGCUUAUUAGAGUCAAAGAUCCCUUUCAUGGUUAUUGUUGGUGAGCGGGAACUUAAUGAAGGGAUUGUUAAACUAAAAGAUGUUGUGGCCAAUAAAGAGUACGAUGUCCCUAGAAAUAGAGUUGUUGAGGAGCUUUACCAGCGGUUGAAUGGUAUGGCUUCUUGA
Ilex paraguariensis (yerba mate) is the source of this 1035-nucleotide messenger RNA. NCBI's taxonomy places the organism in Eukaryota, Viridiplantae, Streptophyta, Magnoliopsida, Aquifoliales, Aquifoliaceae. The record is from the annotation of a GenBank genome assembly.